AGGAGGAGCUGCAGCGAUGCACAGAGGAGCUGGCGCUCCGAGCGGGAAAACGGGCGAAGCGCCUUGGUGACCGAGGACGGUCCUGGGCCCCGGAGUCCUCCGUCCCCCACCUCCCCGGUCUUUGCCCGCGUCCUUCCCCGAGGGGCUUCGGGGGCAGAGCUGCCGCCCGCAUGACCCUCCGGAAGGGAGAGAAGAUGACCAUCAGCAUCCAGGAGCAUAUGGCCAUCGAUGUGUGCCCCGGUCCCAUCAAGCCCAUCAAGCAGAUCUCCGACUAUUUCCCCCGCUUCCCCCGGGGGCUCCCGGCGCCGGUGCCCCGCGGCCACUGCCCGCGGCCCCCCGCCGCCCAGGGCUCGGGCAGCCCCUCCGACCCGCCCCGGGAGGACGACGAGGACGUCGAUCAAUUAUUCGGGGCGUUUGGGUCCAGCCCGGCCGGACAGCCGGCCAAGCAGGAGGAAGAGGUGGACGCCGAGGGCUACGAAUCCGACGACUGCACUGCCCUGGGGACAUUAGAUUUCAGUUUGCUGUACGACCAGGAAAACAAUGCUCUCCACUGCACAAUCAAUAAAGCUAAGGGCCUGAAACCAAUGGAUCACAACGGCUUGGCAGAUCCGUACGUCAAACUGCAUUUACUGCCAGGAGCCAGCAAGGCCAACAAGUUAAGGACCAAAACUUUGCGCAACACCCUGAACCCCACCUGGAACGAGACCCUGACCUACUACGGGAUCACAGACGAAGAUAUGAUCCGCAAGACACUGAGGAUCUCAGUCUGUGACGAAGACAAGUUCCGCCACAACGAGUUCAUCGGAGAGACGAGGAUCCCCCUGAAGAAGCUCAAGCCCAAUCAGACCAAAACCUUCAGCAUCUGCCUGGAGAAGCAGCUGCCGGUGGAUAAGACAGAAGACAAGUCCCUGGAAGAACGAGGCCGGAUCCUCAUCUCCUUAAAAUACAGUUCACAGAAGCAAGGCCUCCUCGUGGGCAUCGUGAGGUGCGCGCACCUGGCUGCGAUGGAUGCCAACGGAUACUCGGAUCCCUAUGUGAAAAUAUAUCUCAAACCCGACGUGGACAAGAAAUCAAAGCACAAGACGGCAGUGAAAAAGAAAACGUUGAACCCGGAAUUUAAUGAGGAAUUCUGUUACGAAAUCAAACAUGGUGACCUGACCAAAAAGACCUUAGAAGUGACAGUCUGGGACUAUGACAUUGGAAAAUCCAACGACUUUAUCGGAGGUGUGGUCCUGGGCAUCAACGCCAAGGGAGAGCGCCUGAAGCACUGGUUUGACUGCCUGAAGAACAAGGACAAGAAGAUGGAGCGGUGGCACACCCUGACCAACGAGCUGCCGGGCGCCACCUCCGUCCUGAGUGACUGACCGCGCCGAAAGGCCGGCGGGGUGGGGAGCGAGGGUGAGUGGGGGCCCCCGGUGUCCCCUCCGGGCCCGUCCACUGGGCCGGAGCCCUCCUGCCCUGGGGAAGGGGAAAUGCUGACUCUGGCCUUGGGGCGGGAGCCCUUUCCCCAGCGCCAGUGGCACUUCUUGGCCCUGCUCCGCCCCACGGGGGCCCCGGGAGAGGCAGCCGGGGCAAGAGGUGAGCCGCUCUCCCGACCCUUCUGGCUCACACCCCACCUCCCCCAGCCUCGGGGGGUGGGGGGGUGCAGAAGUGAGGAUGCCCUGCCUUAGGUGAUGGGCUUUCUCGAUUCACCUUGUGACCAGGGCGAGAGAAGGGCAGCAUUUGCCAGUUGGGGGAAGUUUAGACAAAGAGACCCUUAGUGAUGUGAUGUUCAAGGGUUUAGAGAGGGGGAAAUGGACAUCUUGAUUAGCUUAACCAUCUGAGAAGCAGAAUCUCAUUUCAGCAGCGGCUGAGCCAGAGGCCCAAAGAAGCAAGAGUGGCCAGAGUUGCUCUGAAUUCCGCACUGGUGUUCGCACCCCUUGCCUCUCGUGAGCUCAGAAAAAUACCACCUGGGGGGAGGGAGGGGGUUGUGUGUAUGUGUGUAUAUGUGUGCAUCAUCUCUGCCAGUCUGAACCCCUCCAGCCACCAGUCAGGAAUAAUAAACCCACUGAGCACAGCUGCAAGAGGGAAGCCACAGCCCCCUGCCCAGCAGCGAUGGGGUCAAGGGGUGGGGGGUGGUCAGUGUCAGGGAUCUGGUUUGAAGCCAAGGAGAGAAUCUUCUCCUUCACAGGUAAGGUGGGCCACGGCUCUGGGCGGCAACAAGUAGAGAGUCCCGAAGGGGUCGUUGAGAAUGGGGCAUAGGGCCUAGGUUGGCAUGAGAGGAAGGGAGCUCUGGGUACAGAAUGAUGUUUUAGAAAAGUGAACCAGGCAGCAGAGGGAAGAAAUAGGGCCUGUGAAGGAAGCAUGGAUAGGAAGGGGCAGGUCUGGUAAAGAUAGAGGGAAACGGGGCAGGUUUUAGUUGGAGGAAAAAAACAUAGAAGAGUUUUCUGUCUAAAAUAGUCCAAAGAGAUGACGAGAAUAAUAUUCAAGUCGGAACUUGAGAGACAGAGGUGGGAGAGAGGGUUUGGGAAGUGUGAGUUCUUCCUGUUUCAGGCUCCUCUUUGUGUUUAGGGUGUACCGGGUCCCAAACAGGUGGAGAUUCGCCAGAGUGAAGAGGAAGUCAAGAUGGCAGAGGAGGUGAUAGGCAGUCGGCCAUCCUGCAGCAGGGGGAACCGGAUGAGUUAGUUGCCCAAGGGAGAGUGAAGGUAUAAAGUGAGGAGGUGGUGGGAGGAGAUCAUUCCCUGGCAGGGAAGCCCACUCGGCUUCUCGGGAAGGGUGACCCACUGCGCGAGGGCCACUCGUGUGGAAGGGGUGGCAGGGUGCAAGGAGCUGGGGAACGGCUUCUCCCCCACCCCUCGUUUCAGGCUCUGGGGAGAAGCCUGUCCAACGUAAGCAGAUUCAGAGGGUCUCUCUCUCUCUGGUGUUUAGAGUUACAGUGUUUAGCAGAGGGAAAGGCUGGCUGCUGGGCCCCUGCGGAAAACAGGGACAAAAGUCACAUUCGUUAAGUCACGUUUCAUUUGCUUGUGUGUUAGAGGAGGAAGGCGGCACGGUGUGUGCAAGAGGGAUUGAUAAGUAUAGCGGGGAAGCAAGCAAAGAGGGAGGAACGGAGCCCGCGGCCCCGCUUCCCAACCGGAGUCCCUAAGGCCUCUCCUAGGCGGAAGGGCCUGGGGUGAGGGUGGUAGGGGCUCUCGCCCACUUGCGCGGGAAGCUGUUGGUUUCACUUAACUGAACUGGCAAGGGCCCCCGAGAGAGCGGCCUGGCGCCUUGGUGGGUGGUUGUCUUCAUUUGUCCCUUUUCUAAUUGGUCCCUCGUGUGGCUGGCGUGCAUGGAACCCCGCUGUCCUUCCCUCCUCUAACUUGGUCUGUUUGAUACUGUUUUGCUACGUCGUGAAGGCUGCAGCAACUGUCCCUCACUGCACGCCGCCACCAGAAUUUUGUACUUGAGUAUUAUCUACACAACUGUGUACUUUUGGGUUCUCUUUGUUAAUAUUUAUAACGAUGUCUAGCACCUACAGUAAAGUGGAAAAAAGCACA
Messenger RNA from Ornithorhynchus anatinus (platypus), 3512 nucleotides. It is a transcript of the gene DOC2B, whose product is annotated as double C2 domain beta. The transcript is spliced from 9 exons. NCBI's taxonomy places the organism in Eukaryota, Metazoa, Chordata, Mammalia, Monotremata, Ornithorhynchidae. The record is from RefSeq and is a predicted model, not a curated record. The coding region runs from base 171 to 1364 and encodes 397 amino acids. Gene Ontology annotation, cellular component: membrane.